Messenger RNA from Diatraea saccharalis (sugarcane borer), 1491 nucleotides. The record is from the annotation of a GenBank genome assembly. NCBI's taxonomy places the organism in Eukaryota, Metazoa, Arthropoda, Insecta, Lepidoptera, Crambidae.
AUGAGUGACCGCGAUGGUGCAAGUGGAUCAGGAUCUCAGGGAAUGGACAAAGGAGAGAAAAAUACAAGAACGCCCUCGGAGCCUAUGUCAACGGGAUCUCGAGCACGCAGCUAUUAUGCUUCAGAACCCAUACAGUUUAGAGUACGGGGAACAACCAUUACAGGUGCUUCUCCACCAAAGUUUGUGACUUUAGAGGACAUAAUGAAAGCAGCCCAUGGUAUGCAGAACAUGGCAUUAGCACAUGAGAUAGCUGUUGAUAAUGACUUCAAGCUCGAGCCAUUUGAACCCCCUGAUAAUAGUUACCAAAAGUUAGUUAAAGAAACUAUGCAUAAAGCAUACUUUGAUAUACUACGGGAGCAACUCAACUCUGACCCUCCUGAGUACAAGCAAGCUCUUGUACUUUUAGAAGAUGUCAAGCAGGGUCUAUUCUCCAUCCUACUUCCGCGGCACACUCGUAUCAGGGAAAUGAUAGAGGAGGUGCUUGACUCGGAAUUUAUCAGACAACAAGCAGAAAACAACAGCCUUGACUUCCAUAAAUAUGCCAAGUUUGUUAUCGACUUAAUGGCUAAGUUGGCUGCUCCUGCCAGAGAUGAAAUGAUCCAGCACAUCACAACAUUGACUGAUACAGUGGAUGUGUUUCGUGCCAUUUUGGAGACACUAGAAGUGCUGAAACUAGAUCUAGCGAACACACUUAUCGCUAUGAUACGACCACAUGUUCAGAAGGAGAGUGUGCACUAUGAAAGGAUGAAAUUCGAUGAAAUGCUAAAAGUAUCUGAAGACGGUCUACAACAUACUAAGGCAUGGUUAACACGCAAUAUCGAUAAAACUGGUCUCAAUUUACCGAUCACCGAUCAGAAUAUUAUCAGAAAUGUUACAGCGCAAACACUGGCAAAGGCCUAUCUAGAGUUACUGGAGUGGGACCCGGAUAAAGAAUAUCCCGAGACGGUGACAUUAGAUGCGCCCCGGUUUUCUGAGCUAGGUACUCAAGUGUAUCGGCUUAUAGUGGCUGCUUCUCUGUUACUCGUUAGCCCUACGGCCAACGCUAAUGAUCCAAACAUCGCAACGCAACACAAGCAAACACUCAAGGAAAAGAUAUUUAUUAUCAUAGACAAUACUUCAAACGACAUAGAACUAAAAGAAGUGCUGCCAUCUGUCGCUGAAGAAGUUAUCCUAGUGACAGAACAACUCCUGGACAACUUGAAUCAAGAGCCCUUGACGUCCGAUACAAAGGAAUUAAUAAGAACCCAGAUCACCUCCCUUAGGGAUCCCGAACAUAGAGUGAGGCAAAUUGUCCAUCAACGCAUAAUGGAAUUCUUCAAAAUCAUAUUAGUUUGCGCCGGCGGCUCCAGACAGAUACCAGUCGGGUUAUCGGCACUGGCUAAAGAACUUACAAACGUCGCUGGUACAUUACUGAGAUAUGUGAUGCACAAUAAGGCUGUAUUCACUAAUCAUUACUUGGAAAUAGUUACAGAAGAAUUAAGUAAAAAUUAA